Messenger RNA from Fusarium graminearum PH-1, 1041 nucleotides. RefSeq lists its product as uncharacterized. The coding region runs from base 1 to 1041 and encodes 346 amino acids. Lineage: Eukaryota; Fungi; Ascomycota; Sordariomycetes; Hypocreales; Nectriaceae. The record is from RefSeq and is a predicted model, not a curated record. The transcript is spliced from 3 exons.
AUGGCUGGAACUAGCUACCAUAGACUAGCAUGGGCCAUGAGCAUGUCCGUUAUGCGUGAUUGCGGGAUGGCGGCAUCAAUUUUUGACUGGGGUUUUUGGUCUAUCGAUUUGUCUGUCUGCAUUGUGAUAGCUACGACAGUAUGUUUAAGCAUGGUACUUGAUAUCGCAUGUCUCAUGCCUAUAACUGGUCUCUACAACCCUCCUCCACGGCACAGAGGCUCUUCAACUGCAGCAAACUCAGCUGUAUCUGUACAGUCUCCAGGUGGACUUUUGAAUACGAACUGUCGAGGUGGGCACCACCCAAAAAAAGACGUGCGUGGCUUGAGGUGUCAUCCGUCAAUCGGGGGAACCCAUUGGCUCGCUCCGGCAGAUGCGGGAGUGAUCCACGAACAGGGCAUCCGUCCAGACACUGUCUCUUCCAGGGUGACAGCGGGGAGACCAAAAAUAGCACAGAACAUCCCAUCCGUACAAAGAUACGCGAAUAGAGUCCAGUUGCCCGUCAAUAUUUGUCUCAGUCUGGAAGGAUACGAACUUAUCGAUGCUCUUUUUACUCUCGGUCUGCAUGAAGCUCGUUUAGCCGUUGGUCUUGGUCUCUUAGUUGGUCUAUGGACUAGGUCUGUCUCUGUGGAUCGGCAGACAAAAAGAAACAAAGCAAUAUCGUCGUGGCUGACGGAUGCGCUUGAACCGCAACCUUGUGCGACAUGGGAGGCUGGACGCACAAGAAAGCCACUUAUUCCCCUGAUUUUGCAGGUGUCCCAGCCAUCUGCUCAUCACUCAAUACAAUACAGACUAAGAGUAGUGGAAAGCAAUGAGAAUCUCACGACAUGUCCAACCACUCGCCCAGCUAACUCAAAGUAUAGUCUAGACUACUCGCUGCGCAGUGAUGUGACUAUCUGUGAGGGGUAUCGUAUGGUACGUGCUGUUUCUGCAAGCAAGAUUUGUGCCAUGAAGGAAUCUGGGACAAUGGGUCUGUGCAUUUUGGGGCUUGAUUUAGACGGUGAAGCUAAAACUACCGGAUAUAACCACGGGACGGCUGAUUGA